Messenger RNA from Suillus fuscotomentosus, 2131 nucleotides. RefSeq lists its product as uncharacterized. Lineage: Eukaryota; Fungi; Basidiomycota; Agaricomycetes; Boletales; Suillaceae. The coding region runs from base 104 to 2131 and encodes 675 amino acids. The record is from RefSeq and is a predicted model, not a curated record. The transcript is spliced from 10 exons.
GAGCUCGUUUAUAGAUCGUCUUUUUUGUUUCACUCAGCUGCCCUUGUUGCUUAACAACCUCUUUCUCUUCUACAGAACCUCUGAGGUUCAUUAAUAGCAAGUCAUGUCCGCUAUUACCACGGAACGAGCGCAGAAGGCAUUGUAUGAUGCCCUAACAAGUUCUAAAUCGACGUCGGCCAGAAUAGUCAAACAUGUGGACCAGGCCGGGAACUUAAUCUCCAAGGCCACUGAGAAAGUUGAAUCAGCGCGCACAUUAUACGAUGACAAUGCUGCGGUCAUCCAGCAGUCCUCAGCUGACCAGAUGGUUGCGGACCUCCUGAAGAAGAAUAUGGGCGGCUUUUUUGGAGAGGCAAAGAAGGUGAUGGAUGCCCUGGAUACUCUGCAACAGAUCCAUCCCUUUGUUAGUGUGGCUAUAAUCGCUUUCAAGGCUGUCGUGAAUUUUGAAAUAAGGAGAAGAGAGAACGAUCGUACAGUUUGUUUGAUGCUUGCGAAAGCAUUUGAUAUGAUGAAUAUGCUUCUUCAACUUAAAGAUACUAGAGACCCGGACAUUGUGGGACCUCGCGGCACUAUUCGGGGCCGACUGGAUGGCGUCUUGGAUAAAAUGAAGCACAAUGUCGAGGAUUGCGGAAAUGCCAUCGACAAAUACUACAAGUCGAAAUUCGUCGUGAAAUUCUUUAGGUCAUCCCAUUGGGCGGAUAAGUUCCUCGCGAUCAGCGGGAACUUUUCCACGUGUAUGCAGGAACUUCGGGACGCCUUGGCUAUCAGGACGGCGUUGGGAGUCGACACUGCGAUCAAAAAGCUGGAGGACCUCACCAAGAUGCUAGGUGAACGCGAAGCGAAAAUCGCGAAAGGAGAGAAAUUUCACGGUGCAAUGGCUCAAUAUUUUGAAACUGAACGCGAAAAGAGAUUUGCGAAAGAAGUGAUCAUGCGCGGUGGAAUGGAUCCAGGUUUCGAAAGCGAAGACAAACUGACGGAGCUAGUGAAAUUCGCGAAGCAACAGGAAGCACAGAUUCAAGCACGCUCUGAUGCCCCGUCCAAAGAUGUCAACAAACCUCCUUUACAAACUCCAUCGGCGAACGGAUCGGUCGCGGAGCAGUAUCGCCUUGAUGCUUCGCUGCUCCACGAGUUGCGCACUCCUGUAGUCAGCUUACUCGACGAGAAUCGUGCGCUCUUCAUGUUCAAGCUCGAUAAACAGACAGCCGAGAUCAAAGAUGCCAUCAAGGAUUCUGAAACACGCAUUAUGUCGGCCCUCGGCGGCAAAUUUAAACGAGUCAGGGAUCCGCACCUUCAAUUUAUCUGGAAAGAGAUGAAAUGGUCAACAAGUGUCAAGAUACUAUACUUCAUCGCAGAACUCCAUGACUAUUUCACGCAACGUUUCUCCAACCUGCAUAAUGAUGCUCCACGCCCAAAAGUGGCAUCAAGCGCACCCCACACUCAGUCUCCUCCAGUCGACCCUACAGACGAGUGGUGCUUGAAAUAUCUAUCAGUUUUCUACAUUUCGAGUUUAUCCGAAGUCUUCGACGAGGACGCAAAUGGCUUGAUCAGCGUAAGGGAAGUUAAUACCUUUACUUCCGCGAUACUUCCGGGCUUGAGUGUACCUCAAGCACUUGCAUACUGGGCUGCAGGUUGGAGAGUGGAUAGCCAACAUUACCACACACGAAUUGAACAAGUCUUACACAGCAUGGUUCAUGCGCAAGCAGACGUACUUCCAGUAAACAGGAGGUGUAUCGCCUUGUAUUUGGAUUCAGAUGUUAUCCAAGGCAUCAAACGGCUCGUGCGCUCUCUUGCAGAACUUGGGCCAGAGGACUCAGACUUAGAUCUCACGCAAUUGUCUGAUAGGUAUCGCAACGUUCAGGAGAAGGACUUGGUGAAAAGACUUGACACUGUAAAGUAUGAAAUCGACUCCAAAGAGUCCUUCAAACUUUUCGGAUCCGAUCGCAUUGAAAAUUUCUUGCUGCCAGUGCUUUACCUCGUAACGAGGAGGCAUUUACAAAUCAUGAAACUCGCCAGGACAGUAAUUCUGGUGGAUAGAGAGUUUGAAUGUGCAACUCAAACGAUUGCCAAUAUAUUGGAAGCGGUGGAUCUGCGUGUUGAACAACUGGCAGGUACGCUCCCAAACUCACGGUUGUGA